CAGCGGGGGCGCCUCGGCCGGGGCGGCAGCGGGGCGCCGGAGGGAGCUAGCAGCGUCUGCAGCCGCGCCGGCCGUCCGCGCCCCGGCGCGCUCCGGCUCGGCCAUGGAGCUGCCAGCUGUUGGCGAGCACGUCUUCGCAGUGGAGAGCAUCGAGAAGAAGCGGAUCCGCAAGGGCAGAGUGGAGUAUCUGGUGAAAUGGAGAGGCUGGUCCCCCAAAUAUAACACGUGGGAACCCGAGGAGAACAUCCUGGAUCCCCGGCUGCUGAUCGCCUUCCAGAACAGGGAACGGCAGGAACAGCUGAUGGGAUAUCGGAAGAGAGGGCCGAAGCCCAAACCGCUGGUGGUGCAGGUACCUACCUUUGCCCGUCGUUCCAAUGUGCUGACCGGACUCCAGGACUCCUCGGCUGACAACCGUGCCAAGCUGGAGCUGGGUGGUCAGGGCAAGGGCCAAGGGCACCAGUAUGAGCUCAACAGCAAGAAGCACCACCAGUACCAGCCGCACAGCAAGGAGCGGGCGGGCAAGCCCCCACCGCCCGGCAAGAGCGGCAAAUACUACUACCAGCUCAACAGCAAAAAGCACCACCCCUACCAGCCAGACCCCAAAAUGUAUGACCUGCAGUACCAGGGCGGCCACAAGGAGGCACCCAGCCCCACCUGCCCGGACCUAGGCGCCAAAAGCCACCCACCCGAUAAGUGGGCCCACGGCGGGGGGGCCAAGGGCUACCUGGGAGCUGUGAAGCCCCUGGCCGGUGCGGCCGGGGCUCCAGGCAAGGGUUCCGAGAAGGGUCCCCCCAACGGGAUGACGCCCGCCCCCAAGGAGGCGGUGACGGGCAACGGGAUUGGGGGCAAAAUGAAGAUCGUCAAAAACAAGAACAAGAACGGGCGCAUCGUGAUCGUGAUGAGCAAGUACAUGGAGAACGGCAUGCAGGCGGUGAAGAUCAAGUCCGGUGAGGCAGCCGAGGGCGAGGCGCGCUCCCCCAGCCACAAGAAACGAGCUGCUGAGGAGCGUCACCCCCCGGCCGACAGGACUUUCAAAAAGGCUGCAGGAGCUGAGGAAAAGAAAGCAGAAGCGCCCUCAAAGAGGAGGGAGGAGGAGGUGCCCCGAGCCGUUGACCCGCAGCCCCAGGAGGCCGGCUCCCGAAAGCUCUCCCCUACCAAGGAUGCUUUCAGCGAGCAGCCCCUGCAGCUCACCACCAAGCCUGACCUGCUGGCCUGGGACCCCACCCGCAGCACCCACCUGCCCUCUCACCAUCACCACCACCACCACCACCAUCACCACCACCACGCUGUCGACCUUAAUCUCUCCCACGCGCGCAAGCGCUGCCUCUCGGAGACCAACAGCGAGCGAGAGCCCUGCAAGAAGCGCCUGACGGCGCGCAGCAUCAGUACCCCCACCUGCCUGGGGGGCAGCCCGGCUGCCGAGCGCCCCGCUGACGUGCCCCCCUCUGCCGCCCUCCCGCAGCCGGAGGUCAUCCUGCUGGACUCGGACCUGGAUGAGCCCAUAGACUUGCGCUGCGUCAAGACGCGCGGCGAGGCCGGGGAGCCGCCCAGCGCCCUCCAUGUGAAGCCCGAGGCGCCUGCGACCACGGGAGUGGCAGCUGCGCCGGCGACAGCGGCCGAGAAGCCUCCGGCCGAGGCCCAGGACGAGCCCGAGGAGCCUCUGAGCGAGUUCAAGCCCUUCUUUGGGAAUAUAAUUAUCACCGACGUCACCGCGAACUGCCUCACCGUCACGUUCAAGGAGUACGUGACAGUGUAGCCGGAGGGCGUCGGAAGGGGAAGCACUGUCCCUGGGAGCUUAGCACCUGGGGCCUGGGGGUGGACUCCUCCCUCUCCAACUGCGGGAGAUCCGGCCGGCCCCAGCACGAAAUGCCCAAAGCCGCAGCAACCGCGUCCUUCUGCGUCCCGCUGUAGGGUCCUGGCCGGGGCGCCCGGCCCGCACUGGCGCCUUCCACGCUGUGCCUGCGGGUCUCGCCCCCCACCUGCCCCAUCCCCUCUCCCGUGGACCUCCGGGACUGACAGGGCAGCCACACUCGGUGGUCUCAGAGUUAUAGUAUUAUAUUUUAACCGUGCUAACUUGUCAAGUGCAGACUUUACUCCCGUUUGUACGUGGUGUUAUUAUUGAAAUGUAUUGUUUGAGCUCAAAAGGCCCACCACCCCCUUCGGGCUGAUAUAUAUAUAUUUAUUUGUAGGUAUUUAUAUAUUGAAAUAUAAAAACCUAGAUUUAUGGAGUUUCCUCUAGAUCAUGUUAUAUUCUAUAUCAGACAAACUAUUUUCUGUUGACCUUUCUACCCAUUCAUUCAGUAUUUCAGUUGAUUUCAUUUCCUCCCCUUCCAGGAACUGUAAUACCAGUAACCUUGGUAUAUAUUUUUUGAUACUGUACACAUGGAUGUGUUGUUUCUAUGUGCAAAAAAAAAAAGUUUGUUAAAAGGCUAAACGAGCUCUCUAGAAACUGCUGCUACUAGAAAUGUCUAAACUAUAAGCUUCCAAUUAUUACCUGCUUGAAUGUAAAUAUUAAAUGGAGAUGUUGAAGGUGCA
This is a messenger RNA of Camelus dromedarius (Arabian camel), 2535 nucleotides long. RefSeq names its product chromobox 4 (gene CBX4). The record is from RefSeq and is a predicted model, not a curated record. Gene Ontology annotation, molecular function: SUMO binding; SUMO ligase activity. Gene Ontology annotation, biological process: protein sumoylation; negative regulation of transcription by RNA polymerase II. NCBI's taxonomy places the organism in Eukaryota, Metazoa, Chordata, Mammalia, Artiodactyla, Camelidae. The coding region runs from base 104 to 1756 and encodes 550 amino acids. Gene Ontology annotation, cellular component: PRC1 complex. The transcript has 5 exons.